Messenger RNA from Photinus pyralis (common eastern firefly), 5619 nucleotides. RefSeq names its product lebercilin-like. The transcript has 4 exons. Gene Ontology annotation, cellular component: axoneme. Lineage: Eukaryota; Metazoa; Arthropoda; Insecta; Coleoptera; Lampyridae. Bases 3754 to 5385 code for a protein of 543 amino acids. Gene Ontology annotation, biological process: intraciliary transport. The record is from RefSeq and is a predicted model, not a curated record.
GUCUCAUUGAAAUGGAUUGGUGUAUGCAAGCUAUAACUUCCCGGCGCGACUUCUUUUCCCUUCACUUCCCUUCAGUUGUGCGGGGGGUGGGGGAUGUAUAGGUUGAUUGUAUCAUUUAUAGUUUUCUACCGCCUUUAUUUCUUACCCCUUAUCAAAAUAGGGGCUGGGGGGGCGGAAUUGGCAGUAUUCUUCAUGGUAAUCUAAUGAACGGCCCAACAAAAGGAAUUAUUUUCUACCAACCAUAGCACUCCUCCUCGACCCCUUAUUAUGUGAUCGGAUAUAUUGUAAUUCCUUAUAUCUCAAGAACGGAAUGUUGGAGGAGCGUGUUCACAAAGGACGAUUGGGACGUCUGGAAGGAAUUCAUUGGUGAUGCCAAAACUUUAAGAGCGAAUAUCUCGAAAACGGUUUGUCACCGAGAAUACUCUCAAAGGCAAAGUGAAUUGUCUAGGCCUGGACGAAACAUAUGUACUGGUGAUGUCAAAAGUUUCCGAGCAAAUAUCUGUGUAACGGAGUGUUGGAGGAGGGUACUUUCAAAGGGGGGAAGAUCGUCUACACGCGACACAUCUACUGGCGAUGUAUAAACUUCAUUGCGAACAUCUCGAAAAUAUUAAAAGGAAAAUUCAAUAUUUCGGACAAUUUCUCUAGGGGCUUGAUUCUUCCUGCAUUAUAUAGCGUAGAUUUUGAAUGUAUACCAUCCGGCCUUUAAAUGUUUCCCAGCUAGCAAUUUAGGUGUCGGCAACCUGAGGCAAAAGAAAUUCGACCAAAGUAGAUGGAAAUUAUGUAAUGUUUAUGUUGAAUAGGUGAAAGUAAAUAUGUUACCUAUUAAGCACUGGUGACAUAUUGGUGAAAUAAAUUCUUAUUAGGAUCCAACAAAGUAUGGUAGUGGUAAAUGGUCAUCUAAUAGGUGAGGUACGUCAAAAAUACCAAUUAAGGAGUGGCAUAUACCUAACUUGUAUCACCUAAUAGGAGCAGUAGAUAGAAGGACCUUAUUUGUGCCAAUUUGUAACCUAACUAAAGGGACGAUUGUUACCUAAUUGGUAAUAUAUUCGUUCCAUGACUUAUUAGGUAACUUUGUUCACGUUAUAAAUAUAACCUAAUAGGAGAUAUAGGCCAAAGUCGACAAAAUGACUAAAUAGGAAUACAAGAAAAUUUCAUAGACACCUAAUAAGAGAAUACAGUUACUUACAUUUUGACCAAUAGGUUGAAAUGACUUGAAUAUUUCACCAUUAAGUUUUUUCGACCUAUUGGUCGAAACGACAGAUCACCUAUUUAGUACCAUUUCACCAAAAUAAAUAUAUUCCACUCGAGUGUAAUAAUGGCGCGAAAGUGCUGGUCUGUUUCACCUAUAAUCUGUUCACCCAACAGAUGCAGUUAAGCCACUCCCAAUAAAUUUUGACCAAUGUAAUAACAGACCCGUUUCACAGUCACAAAAUUAUAAAAACCGGGAAAUUUAAAAUCGCAUAUCACAUUGUACGACGAAGUUAUAAAGUGUUAUGUUUUGAAUAUUGACCUUUCAACACACAGCAGUACAUAGUUUCAAAUUGUUUAUUAAGUUCAGAAAGAUUAUUUUGUUCUUAUAAAUGAAAUUAACCGCAAUUUGAGGCAAGGCAAAUACAAAACGCAAUGACAGGUUUGACGUUAAGGAUGUCAAUUCAGAUACGGCAAUUAUAAUUGGAAGCAAAUCGUUGCGUGUGUUACAGGUUUUGAAAAUUCGGCCAAUUAAAAAUGUUCAUUUAAAUUUGCCGGGAAUUUUUUGGGGGGAGCUUUACUGCAUCUGGUGGGUGAACAGAUAAUAGUAGGUAUCAAUGUCAACCUAAACAAUAGGUAAUAGGUUGUGAAUCCCUGGUAGUAGGUAACAAUCAUAAGUUGUGUUGCUAACAGGUGUAUUAAUCUACCAAAAGAAGUUACAUGCGCUCCUAAUAGGUGUCGAUUUAGUGAACGUAGGUGGAGUUUGGUGUUGGACUUACACUUACAAGGUUGGUUUAGUUAGUUAGGUCGAAUUCCCAACAUACUUAGUUGCGAUUACACGUUUUAGGUGUACUUAAACAGACCACCAAUAAGUAUGUAAUACGGUAUUUACAUGAAUUUGUUACAAUUAGGUGUAUAAAAAUUGGUAAUAUUGUACACCAAUUAGGUAAUAGGUAUCAAAAGUAGCUUGUUCUUCACCAACUUGAAACAUGAGGUCGAAAAUAUAGGUGCAAAUUAGGGUACUCUACUUACUAGAUUAACGAGAAGGCAGACAUAUUUAUUGGCUAGCGUAGACGGACGAAAUAUCAUCAUACAUGUUUUUUUAGCAUUAAUGAAUAAAUAAUGUUCUACAAUUAAAAUCUAAUUAUAUUUAGGUAUUAUUAAUGAUUGUAUGUUUGAAUAAAAUAGUUAAACUGCCAAAAAUGUACAACUAUAAAAAUGAAAAACGAAUAAUUAUUUUUUUUAUUAUUUUUAUAAUAGUUAUUUCAGAGGGGCUUUGUGUUUUUUGAAGGCAGAAGAUAUAUGUUUGUCAUAGAAAAUGCAUUCGCACGAAAUAUUUCCACAUAGAAAUCAUGAAAUUAAACAUAUUCAAUAUUUUACAUAUAAUAGGUAAUUUGUCUGAUAUGACGCCAGCCAUAAAGUUCAUAACAGUAUUCUUAUUAACUGUAGGUACUAUUCUUUAAAAAGAGAGGACAAUAAUGGAAGUAUGGUUAUAAGUUCAAAACGACAUGUAGAAAAUAAGUAAUCCGCCACGUCGAUUCGACGUAGAAAAUUACCUAAUAAUGUGUCUAGACACCUAACACCUAGUUAAAUGACACCUAUUUAACUUAUUUCUCACAUCGAAUCGACGUGUCAAAAAACACCACUUAAGUCGAUUCGACAUCGAAUUUAUGUUAUACUGCACUUAUUGAAAUUGGUGUCGUUACUUAUUUCAAGUCGAAUCGACGUCGAAUGACACCUCAAUUGCUAGCUGGGUUAUGUGUAAAGAGCCCCCUCCCCUUAUAACCCAACCAUUUACUGAGCUAUUUCAGUUUAAAAAAAUGCACUUUAUCUGAACAAGAGUUGUGCACAAUUUAUACUUGAUUCCAUCUUAAGUCAAUUAAAAAACGUCAAAUUUCUAAGCAGCAGCGGUCCGUUUUUGAAAUUUCUUUCGACUGGAUACUGCAUAUCUUUAGCUUGGUAUAACCGGGUAGUAUCAGUGCUAUAUACGAAUGUUGAAGAUGCGAAUGAAGUGUCAAUUAUUGACUCCUUCUCUGAAGUGGUCAUAAGUGACCCCUGAAGAUCUAGCAGUACAUAAUGGUUUAAAAAAGCUGUAUAGUGGAUCGCCUGCCAUAGCAGCUGUAAGUAAACUAAUGUUUCAGGACAAAAGACAAAGGAGCUGUCAACUUCCGUCAGAUGAUGUAAAAUAGGAGAGUAUCGCCUUUUAGAUGUAGGUAUAACAAAGAGUAGGAAUGUUUUGCAUAGUGAAAACCCUUUUUUUUGUGCGGGUAAAUUCCACUACACAAUUUAUAGCUACUUGCUAUACCUAUAUAUUUUUUGAUGAGUGUUCACAGUAAAUCUCUUGCAGCAAUGGUUUUUAGGACCUAGUGUGUGCCAUGUUUUCAUCGCAUUUACGUCACUUAUGAACAUUAUUCUGUGAUUAUGAAUUAUUUACACUUCGCCCUUCACUACAUUCGUGGUUGCCAUGAAAACGUGUUCAUACAAACAUAAUGGAGUUACAAAGCAGACCUACUUCAAGUAGACAUUUAUAUUUUUUUUUUAUGAAUUCAUUUCGCUUUCUAAAUAAUGGCUAACAGUGCAAGUGCGAGCUCAAAUGAAAAAUCCCUUCAAAGGAGAAAAAGCUGUGACACAGUAUGUUCGUCAAAUUCCAGUUGUUUAAUGCAGAAACGUAAGCAAGUGCAUCCUCUUGCUGCAUCUUUAGGAACUUACGCACCACGAAAUACCUCAGUGCAGCAACGUGUGCUUUCUGCUCGGCUAUUGAAGCUGAGGUCCCUCCAGAAUAAGUUAAACGACGCCAAUUUUCAUGUGGCCGAACUACAACAAGAAAAUCGCGCUUUGAGGAACUUGCAAAGUAGACAAGAUAAAGCGUUAUCGAGGUACGAAGGCACGAAUGCUGAUUUGCCAAGAUUGCUGAAAUCUUACGAAGAAGACAUUCGAGUUUUAGCUACAAAAAAUAAGGCACUACGAAAAACAAUAAAAGACGUCAGUGACCAACUGAAAACCAAAGAUGAAGAAUUGGCGAAUGUUCGCAUGCAGCUAAGAAGUUUGACGGUGCUUACAAAAAAUAAGCAUCUCGGUGAGAGACAGAUGUUAACUGACCAAGUUGAAGACCUGAAAGAGAAAUUGAAAGGUAGUGACGAGCAGAUUAAUCUAUUAAACAGGAAGAUCCUGCUGGAGUCUAAGAAUUAUAAAACUAAAUUGAACGCGGAAGUGAUGAAAAGCAAACAAAGACAAAAAGAACUUUCACACGCACUUUCUGAAAUUGAUCGGCUUAAUGGGUUACUAGAGGGAAGCUCUAAACAUGGAACGGUAACCGAAAUUAAAGAUCACAAGCGAUUUUCUAGUAAUAAUCGACAAACUGUCUCCCUUACUAAUCUGAUAAAUGACAGAAUGAAGCCUAAACUAAAUUCAUUGAUGAAGGAGAAAUUGAAGGACUUUGAAAACGGCGAUGAAUCCGAACUUAAAUUGGAACCUAUUGCGACCACAGAAACAAAGGUGACAUUUUCGAGCGAGGUAACAAUGGUGUCGCCCAGUGAAAAUAUUAGAGCAAGGUUAUCGGCGAAUCUUGGCAAAGAAAUCGAUCAUCUAAGUAAAUCAGUCGAAGAACUAAGCUUGCCAGAUGAAGACAAUCACUUCCGUACAGUAAAACGUAAACUUUCCGGUAGCAAACUGGAAAAGUUUCCGUCUUCGGAUAUUUUCGAUAAGAAAUUCGAAGAGGUAAAAAAGGAGCAAGACAUUAAUAAACGUCUAGGGAACUGUUGCACCGAUAUACGAUCUACGGUUGUCGACUGUAGUGCGGUCGUUAAGAAACACCAAGAGGAUUACGCACAGGUGCACAACGAAACGGAAAAACUUCUAAGAGAUUUACACGAGACCGACGUCUUGAAUUCCAAAUUGCGCUGCUCGAAGUUUUUAAAUGCAGACAAGAUCGAAAUACCGGAAAAGGAUUUCGAAAUCGCAAACGAAAUUUGGGAAAACGAGUACAGCUUUCGGACGGAGUUGAUAAAACAGAACGGUGAUGGCGACGGUAAAUCUCAGUCGGAAUUAGGGGACGACAUUGGCGCAGACAAGAAGAAUAAAUUGUUAGCCACUUUACGCGCGAUCGACAAUAAUAACGAAAUUGACGAAUACUCCUUUCCAAGCCCAUCGAGUAAAUCUCACAAAUUCUCUGACGAUUAUUUUGACAGUUUGAAGUGAGAGUGUUGGAUUUAAUUAUUACCACUUUAUAACUAUAUCUCUAAUUUUUAUUAUAUAUGUUUUUGUACAAAUUUUUACACAUAAAUAAUGUAUAAUUCGAAUUAUUAUUUAUAUUUGAAAUGUUUAUUUGUUGUUACUAUUGGUUACUUAGUAUAGUGGAUUAAUUUUUAAAUAUUUUGAUGAUAUAUUACUGUUUGAUGAUAUUGUUGUAUAUGUAUUAAAAUCAAAGUGGAG